CACAAAUCGCACCGCCGAUGAUGUGAAAUCGCUUUGCGCUGCAUCCUCCGGGUCCGGCCAAGGCCACUGCUAAGCCCGACUGUAUCCAUGAUUGUGCAGGCUCGUUGGUCGAAUACAUCAUCGCAUUAGCUCCAUGGCAGCGGUGUAGGACUAGCCGAAGAAUGAACUUAACGUCUGUUCUUUCUCCCAAUCAGAGCCGACACACUUGGCUCUUGGGGCCUCACGACCCGCACCGACCGCUUCGGCAGCGAGUGUCUUAUGAGCCUGCCCCCUGAUUCUAGACUCAGAUUCUUUCACCUACUUUCUGACGUCCCAACAAUGACUAAAUUCAGCAUAUGGGUGAAGAAGCACCUAGGUAUCAAAUCGGGUGCCCAGAAACAGUCGACGGAUGAACCACCAUACCUACCAUUGUCGCGACGACCAAUCACACCAAAAUCGCUCGAUACACGUACAUGUCUAUUCUUCCAAUUACCCUACGACAUCAGGAGUAUGAUCCUCUUCAUGGCCUUUGGUGGCCGUACCCUUCAUGUGGACCUCGUGCGUCAGAAGAAUGUAUGGCAAUGGGGAGGCGCUGUGUGCUGCAGAAAUAGGGAUCCUGGGUGUGGAAUGUCACAAGGCGGGUUUGCGAGCAAAAGAUCUGCUGUCCGCACGAUGCCGUGCCCCAGUGAUUACACCUCUGUCAGAUUGAUGCGUUACGGUUGGGUCGGUCCGUGGUGCGACAGAUGCAUGGACUCAAUUUAUAGAAGCGGAGGGGGGUACUGGGAGGAGGACAAUACUGGAAUCAUGGGGUUUCUGCUGUCAUGCAGACACGCGUACACCGAGGGGAUUGACGUACUCUACUCUACCAACUGCAUCAGCAUCGAGAGUGAGCCCUUGCUUCUUCACCUACCUCAGCUUCUUCCUUCAAACAGGCUCGCGUCAAUCACUUCUCUUGAGAUGCUUGUCAGGGCGCAUCGAAUUGAGCAUGCUGACGGAAGUUCAUCCUUCAGUAUGGAUCACCUGAAGCCGAUGCUUGACCAUGUCGCCAUGCUCUGCCACCACCUCCGUGAGCUCUGCUUGUCAUUUGUUGUUGACAGCGACUGCUGCGAGCUUCUUGAUGGCCCAACACUGCCGCUAGUCGAUUCCUUCUACAAGUCCAAGCCGUUGCGAAACAUGAGAGUGGAGCUACCAACUGCCGACUACAGACCAGCAUGUAGAUCAUGUGUUAUUGGCGACCAUCCCGAUGAAGCGCGCACCAAUCAUAAGCAGGAACGAUCGCCCUGGAGAUCUUUAGAUGACGAGAAACCAAAAACGCAGAACAGAAGUAUCGAGCGCUAUCCUUAUCCCCCACUGAAGCUGCCGGCGGCACAUGGGGAUGAGAUCAGAGAGAGCCAAGGAUACUGGCUGUGUGAAGGUGAUCGUGGGCCAGAACCGCCGCUAAUAAUGUGUCACGUACCGUAGUGCGCGGAGAGUAGUUUUACUAACAGGGAUGUCGCUAUAUUACACUGAGU
Molecule: messenger RNA, 1490 nt
Organism: Alternaria alternata
Lineage: Eukaryota; Fungi; Ascomycota; Dothideomycetes; Pleosporales; Pleosporaceae
Exons: 1
Coding region: 319-1440 (373 amino acids)
Source: RefSeq, a predicted model, not a curated record